UACCUGCAGGAAGUGCUCAGAACUGUGAAGCCUUCUAACUGGUGAGACACGUUUUUGCAUUGUCCGGGAUUGAUUACUAAUUAGUGAAUAUUGACUGUUUAUAUUUUGAUUAGUACUUUGUAACGUACACAUAAAAAGGUUCGCUAAUUGGUAUUGACCAAAACUGUAUCUUAGAGUGAUAUUUUGAAGACAAUAACACACUUUUACUGUGUAAACUAAUUGGUGAUUGUUGAUGUGUUAUUUAGAGAAUCCCGUGACCCAAGUGGACUCACAGUCUCACAAUUUGCACCGUUUUGCAGUAAUAGGAAGGAGCCUGGAUCCAGCCUGGCCUACAGGCCAACAUGGCAAGGGGGAAGAAUGGCCGACAACAUUUCCUGCUCUGUGGCUGAGUUCCAGAUCCUUAGCCUGCUGGAAACUAUUAAACACACCCAAGACCAGCUAAUGGCGAAGGUCAACUUUUUAACCAGCAGGUUGACCAUUACCCCGGGGCCAGAAGUUGAAAUGCCGGCCAAUAUCCAGUUUCCACUGGAACAGUUGGAGGCAGUGGAGGCAAUUUUGAAUGAACCAUCAAAUGGCCCAGCUCGACAAAGAGUGAUUUCUUCUUUGGCCACCAUUGGAGGCCAGGAUGUGAAGCGGGUGACCUGGAACAUCCUGGGCAGGAUGUUCACAGAUGACGUUUCAUAUCAAAUCAAUUGGAAGGGUGUCAACAACAAAAAGCCCUUAGCAGAAUGGCAACAAAGACCUUGCUUUUCAAGCCAGAUGAGGUGGUUCGGGCAUCUGGUCAGGAUGCCACCCGAACGCCUCCCUAGGGAGGUGUUUCGGGCACGUCCGACCGGUAGGAGGCCACGGGGAAGACCGAGGACACGUUGGGAAGACUAUCUCUCCCGGCUGGCCUGGGAAUGCCUCGGGAUCCCCCAGGAGGAGCUGGACGAAGUGGCUGGGGAGAGGGAAGUCUGGGCUUCCCUGCAUAGGCUGCUGCCCCCGCGACCCGACCUCGGAUAAGCGGAAGAAGAUGGAUGGAUGGGAUAUUUUGUAUUGUGUGCUGUGAGACAAAAUGUGGUGACAAGGUCAGCCACGGACGCUGAGGUCACCAAACACGCCAUCAGGUGGUUCAACCUGGCGGCGGAUCGGGCAACCAGGAGACGAGUCCCGCCUCCACCUCCUCAGGAGGAGACAAUCUUUUCCCCCAGAUGUAAAAAAAGGGCACAGUACACAAUCUUUUUUGAUGCAGUUUUACCUGGUGAAUAAACAUAUUGAGGAGACUCCAAAAGCAGCAGAGGAACUGCAACUGUUACAGGCAGGGAUGGGACCGCGGCCCAUUAAUGCAACAGAGGAUGCAGAUCAUUUAUGGGUAACGUGUAACAUGCUAUAGCAUUAACAUGUGUUCUCACACUCCCAUCCACCUCUUCAAAAAAUGUGUUCACCGAAUCACUGAAUCACCUCUGCAGCAGCAGUUCUGUGGGCAGGUCGGCGAAUCAUGAGUCAGUCAGUAACAGCUUCCCCAGCGGCAGAUCUCAGUGUGUGUCAGUUCGCAAACGACACAAGCCCUCAGCACCCAAUGAACGACGCGCACAGUGACUGAACGAGAGCCUCAAUGUGACGUCCUCCUCCGCGACACAGUCAGUUCUCUGUGUCAGUGGGUUCGCGAGUCCUGAUUCUGAAUGAGUGAGUGCAGCGCGAAGCUGAAUCACGUCCUCAGCGACAACCAGUCAGUUCUUGUAGGUUCGUGAAGCGAACCUGAAUCACUCAGCUACAGUUCUGUGGGCCAGAGGGCGACAGACGUGAAUCGCUCUCUGCCCUGACAGACUCCCCUUGACGUUCGCAAACAGACAUUGCAGCUGUAGUAGAGAUUCUGUUACUUUUAAAAACACUGUGUGUGCGUUU
This is a messenger RNA of Nerophis lumbriciformis (worm pipefish), 1884 nucleotides long. The record is from RefSeq and is a predicted model, not a curated record. Lineage: Eukaryota; Metazoa; Chordata; Actinopteri; Syngnathiformes; Syngnathidae.